Messenger RNA from Alternaria arborescens, 921 nucleotides. RefSeq lists its product as hypothetical. NCBI's taxonomy places the organism in Eukaryota, Fungi, Ascomycota, Dothideomycetes, Pleosporales, Pleosporaceae. The coding region runs from base 1 to 921 and encodes 306 amino acids. The transcript has a single exon. The record is from RefSeq and is a predicted model, not a curated record.
AUGCCAUGGAAGAUACCAACUGAAGAGGAUAUCAUAGCCAUGAAGCAUGUUCUAGGACCUGAGAACAGAGUCGACGACGUGAAAUGGAACGAACUUCGCUAUCUAGAUCGGUUCAAAUAUCGAUUCUCGGCAGCAAGUGUAGCAAUAUCCUUCCUGGAGUCCCUGUCUUUAGUUGCACAACUUCAGAUCCGCAAGAUUGUAUUACAUGAAAAGAACAGGGCUGUGGCUUGGCCUCAGUGUCAUGCGCAAGGCUUCAUCCCGUUCUGUCAACGCAACCCAAAGCUACGAAUCGAGCGAAGAGUCGAUCUCUGGAAGGCGAUACUACCAGACGCAUCGGGCCUGUUAAUAGACAACGAAAAUCCGCGAUCUGCAAACGCACGUUCAGACCCGUGCGAUUCUGGGCAGGCUGACUCGAUCACGUCGGGGUUUCACAACCAGGGCUGCAUCGCCAACUGGAUCAUGGAAGUGAUGUCCCUACAUUCUCUUGGGAUGCCAUCUCAGUCCUUCCGCAUGGUCAUAGAUGGUGAUCUCACUCCGACACAAUCGACACGCAUCUUCGAUGUGGCGAAGCGCGAUGCUGCAUGGCAAAUCGCUUGUGAGGCGUGCUUGUCUGACCGUAAGAUUUGGCAAACCCCUCUAGACUCAUGGGAGAUUAGGCUUUGGGCUGUGUAUAUCAUGGAUGGUUUCCCAGAAGCUUUGCGCGCGAUAACAAUUGGUCAAUCUCCAGUCAGUUGCAACUUUGACAUUGGCCAGAUGCCGGAUACAGAGCUACUCGUGAGUCAGGACCGCACAUGGACGUUGGAAGAGUGGGGUCAUAAUUGGAGAGCUUCUGUACCUGCUAAUAUCGACACCGAGGUGCCCUCGUGCAGCUGGCUCGAUCUCCAGCGCGAGAACACACUGCCGCAGACCACACUCCCUUGA